Cynoglossus semilaevis (tongue sole) is the source of this 1425-nucleotide messenger RNA. RefSeq names its product redox-regulatory protein FAM213A-like. The transcript has 5 exons. NCBI's taxonomy places the organism in Eukaryota, Metazoa, Chordata, Actinopteri, Pleuronectiformes, Cynoglossidae. The record is from RefSeq and is a predicted model, not a curated record. Gene Ontology annotation, molecular function: antioxidant activity.
UCAAUAAAAAGCCAGAGUUGCUUAGACAGGUCAGUGUGGCUGGAGGUACAGCUGUUGUCACAGGGCAGUUGUUGCAGUAGUCCAGGGGUUAUUAUGUGGUAAAUAAAGUCUGACUGAGACAGAAUGAUGGCGGAGGGAGUCGUGGUCAGAGUCGUGUCCUCUUUCUUCGGCCUCUUCAGGGCUGUGAUGAACUUUGUCACCAACGUGUUUCUAACACCACCGCUGAAAGCCACUCUCAAACAUUUGGAGGAGACUGAGCUGAAGACGUUGACAGGAGAACCAAUAACCCUGAAAGCCAAGUCUCUGUGGGACAAGUCUGGAGCUGUCGUCAUGGCAGUCAGGCGACCUGGAUGAUUUUUGUGCAGAGAGGAGGCUGCAGAGCUGUCCUCUCUGAAACCCCAGCUUGAUGAGCUUGGGGUUCCUCUCUACGCCGUGGUGAAGGAGGACGUGGGCACUGAGGUCCAGAACUUCAGGCCUUACUUCAAAGGGGAGAUUUUCCUGGAUAAAAAGAAGCGCUUUUAUGGACCCCGUGAGAGGAAGAUGGGUCUGUUGGCAUUCCUCCGUCCUGGGGUGUGGAUGAACGGCCUGAGGGCCUUUCAGAAGGGCUUCAUGGGAAAUGUUUUGGGAGAGGGAUUUGUUCUUGGUGGAGUCUUUGUGAUUGGAAGAGGAGAGCAGGGAAUACUUCUGGAACACAGAGAGAUUGAGUUUGGGGACAAAGUCAACAUCAAUGAUGUCUUCCAAGCCGUACGUAGAAUCCCGGUGGAACUUGUGCCCAUAGAAACAAAGUAAUUCUUUGUAUUAUGAAUUACAAACAACCAUAACAAAUGUCAAACACAGUUAAUCAUUUUUCAGACUUCAACUAAUCAGCAAUAUGACUUUAUUAGAAGUGUGUCAGUAAUGUACAGGGAGAGGUGCACAUCAGUCUUCACCAGUGUCAGUGUGGUGUGACGGUUGGAGGACCAGUGUGUUAAUGACGGUCUGUCUUUAAACUCAUUAGAGGAAGCUGGCCUGAUCUCAAACACUGUGUCUUUUUAUUCUUGCACCACACUGCUAAUUUUGGAGCUGAGUCACUGUUACCUGGAACUUAGAAUGUAAAAAAAAAGUUUCUGUGCACCACAGUGCUCUUUUACAACAUAAAAGGAAGUAACUGAUGCUAUGGCCUGCUGAGUGUGUGAUGCAAAUUAAGUUUCAUCUGUGUUGUAGUCGCAUGAUAUUUUUCUGGCUUUGCUAACAUUACCACAACUGAUUCAAUGAUUUACACGGUGAAUCUUUGUGUUGUUGCUUCUUCUCAAUCCUUUGAUUCUGGCUGCACAGUCAAGCCUUUGGUAGUAGGAGAAGAAACCAUGGGAGGUUUUGGUCUAGGUGUCAAACAAUAGUAAAAUAACACAACACCCAGCAUUUAAAAAAUAAAGUCUUUAUUCUUGA